Oncorhynchus tshawytscha (Chinook salmon) is the source of this 2838-nucleotide messenger RNA. RefSeq names its product E3 ubiquitin-protein ligase RNF13. Gene Ontology annotation, biological process: protein ubiquitination; ubiquitin-dependent protein catabolic process; positive regulation of DNA-templated transcription. NCBI's taxonomy places the organism in Eukaryota, Metazoa, Chordata, Actinopteri, Salmoniformes, Salmonidae. The coding region runs from base 453 to 1628 and encodes 391 amino acids. Gene Ontology annotation, molecular function: zinc ion binding; ubiquitin protein ligase activity. The transcript is spliced from 12 exons. The record is from RefSeq and is a predicted model, not a curated record. Gene Ontology annotation, cellular component: nucleoplasm; cytoplasm.
CACCAUUAUAUCAUAGAAGAAGAACAAGAAGAGGAAGCUAGCUAGGGAUUAUUGUUGACAUUCUGUCGUACUUUCAUGUCUAACUAACGGAAUUAAAUUAUUGGAAAUUAUUGCGAUUCUAUUGAUAGAUAGUAAAUAAUUCUAAUAUCCAUAUUAGUAGCAUCUUUUUUUUUUUUUAAACAGAUGAAACUUCGGUCUGAUUUAAAGUUCCUGAUUACGCAGGCACGCACUACUAGUGAGGGAGAUGAAAAAUGGCAGAAGCAUCGAAAACAUUGACUUUAUCAGCAUGGAAGUACUCCCAUUACUUCAAUUUGGUAGGACAAAGUGACAAGAAUAUUACUGUAAACUGUGCCCAGUAGGACAGGCUGUAACCCUUGGAGAGCUGAACAAGCUUGUAACUGGGUGUGAGAGCCGCCAGCACUGGGACAGUCCAUCUGUGUGUCAGUCUGUGCAUGUGUGUGUCAGUCGACUGGCACAGCUCGGAAUGCAAGAUGCUGUUCUCCCUGGGGAUGCUGAUGCUGUCCGCCACACAGAUCUACACCAUCUUUACCGUGCAGCUCUUUGCCUUCCUCAACCUGCUGCCCGUCGAGGCCGACAUCUCUGCCUACACAUUUGACAACAAAACGGGAAACUUUGAUGACCUGCCUGCACGGUUUGGGUACCGGUUGCCCAGCGAUGGACUCAAGGGCUUUCUGAUUGGUGCACGGCCCCAAAAUGCCUGCGAACCCAUUGACCCGCCCCCUAUUCGGGACAACCUCACUGGUGCCUUCAUCGUGCUCAUCAAGCGCUUCGACUGCAACUUUGACAUCAAGGUCCUUAACGCCCAGAAGGCCGGGUACAAGGCGGCGAUUGUUCACAACGUGGACUCUGAUGACUUAAUCAGCAUGGGAUCCAAUGAUCUGGAUAUUUUGAAGCAGAUUGACAUUCCAUCAGUGUUUGUGAGCGAAGAGACUGCCGACUCCCUGAAAAAGGACUACGCAUAUGACAAGGGGGGUCAUGUGGUCCUCAUGCCGGACUUCAGCCUGCCUCUGGAAUACUACCUGAUCCCCUUCCUCAUCAUCGUGGGAAUCUGCCUCAUCCUCAUCGUCGUUUUCAUGAUCACCAAGUUUGUCCAGGGCAGACACAGGGCUCGGAGAAGCCGUCUGCGCAAGGACCAGCUGAAGAAACUUCCCAUUCACAAGUACAAUAAAGGGGACGCCUACGAUGUGUGUGCCAUAUGCCUGGAUGAGUACGAGGAGGGAGACAAGCUCCGGGUCCUGCCCUGCUCUCACGCUUACCACAACAAGUGUGUGGACCCCUGGCUGACCAAGACCAGGAAGACGUGUCCUGUGUGCAAGCAGAAGGUGGUCCCCUCUGCGGGCGACUCAGACUCCGAUUCGGAGGAGGGCGACAGCGGGCCCGAUGAGAACGAGGUGUCAGAGAGCACCCCGCUGCUGCGCUCCAUGGCCUCCACCAGCGGCCACUCUUUUGGCACCAUGUCGGGCGCCUCACGUUCCGAGCCCGAUCAGGAGUCCUCCGAGUAUGAAGACGACCACCUGGACACCAGCGACGACAGCGAGGUCACCGUGGAGACAGUGGUGCAGCUGCAGGAGCCUCGUCCUGACGACCACGACCCGGUCCGCGCCUGAUUGGUUGGCCUGAGUUGACAGACAGGUGGCCGGUCCCCCGCCCCUCUCUCCCACUCACCCUGUGGGGUUGCAGAGACUCACGCUGGUGGCGUGGUCAAGAGGAUUUGUUUCAUUUUUACAUCUCUGUUUAAUAGAAAUCUAUUUUAUCUCCCUCCAAGUUUAGAAUGCAAAUCACCUUAAUUCUCCAUUUGUUGUAUUUUUAACCUGAUUACUGAAGGGUGGGACAAUGUGCAGAUGGUGUCGUCAUGUGUUUUGGGCUAAACGGCGUCGAUUUCACAGGAAUGUUGCCGUACAGUAGACUGUAUUUUACUCUGGUUUGUCAGUAUGGGGUGGUUUUCUGCAGACAUCCUCCGACUAGGGUUAUACUCUAUUCACUGUGAGAAAGGGCUCAAUGCUCUCGUGUGCACGAGCAUACUUGACACCAACUGUGAAGGAAUGCAUUGAGUAUAUAAACAAUGUAUAGAUCACCAUAAUUAACAUUGAUUAUUUUGUAGCCUGUAUAUCUGUAGUCUGGGGAAGCAAAAAAAUAUGUUAUAUUGUAUAUAUUUCUGCUGUAUAGAAAUAUCUAAAUCAAAGUACUAUACAGCAGCCUUUUAUAAAAUCGAUUGAACUGACCUUUUCCAUGUGAAUAUAUAAAAACAAUUGGCCAUGGGAACUGGGUUUUGACAAUCGGUCUCUACCCUGAGAUCCGGGAGCCAGUCGCUCAUCUCAGAGUAUGAUUUUGAUGAUAUGACUGAUAUGUUACGUUGACCUACACAGACAAAAUUAAGCCAAACCGGUUAUGCAUUCAGCCAAAGGAAGAUAGGUUUGCUGUGUGUUUGCCCAAUGUUAUGGGUAACCUCUCAGCAGUCGUGUAAUACAAGCAGAGGGGGUGGGGAGAAACAGUUUUGUUCAGGUAGUACCCGCAUCUACACUGCUACAAGCAGCCUGCUGUAGACUUCAUUUGGCUAAUCUAGACCCAUCACAUGCCACUUCUCUGAAAUGCAUGAUGCCAUUGGUGGAUAGGUCUUGCAACAUGUAUUUGGUUUCACGUCAUAUUGUAUGUACGUAGGACGUUCUACAAGUAAAAAUAGUUUUUUUAAUAUGACUUGAACUGUUCUAUGUUGAGUCCUGUUGCCUUUUUAUUUGAUGUCUUGUAAACAUCCUAUGCUCACACAUGCCUGUAUUCAAUUUAAUUCCACUUCAAUAAAGACACUGUUUGUCAACAGAA